AAUACUGUUUAUGUUUAACUCUGUUCUAAUGUUUGCAUAUCUGCAUAUUUUAAAUUGUAUGCAACCGCUUAGAGUAAUGGAGCAAAGAAUAUGGAUAUUUCUGUUAGCUCUCUCCUUCUCAAAUUGCCCUCCUGAUUUAUGAUUUAUGAAAUAGUACCUUUUUCUUUCACUAGUUAUGCAACAGAAUAAUUGAACAUUUGCACCAUCAAAGAGCUUGAAACAACUCCCUACAAAUGAUAAUUUGCUUUCACACAUUUCCCUGCUUACAGUCUAAUUACAACAGUUUUAGUCUGGAAGUGGCUACUAUCAAAUGAGGAAGGGGCCAAGUGAAUGUAUGUUGUGUUCCUGUGAAUGUGCCAUCAAGUUUCAUGGCAACCCCAGGAAUUUCCUAAGGUUUUCUGAGGCAAAGAAUAUGAAAGGUGUUUUCCCCAUUCAUUUCUAUGUAAUAUAAGCUACAGCACCUGGGAUUCAUUGGCAAUCACCCAUUUAAAUACUAAAUAGGGGUGACCCUACUUAACUUCCAAAAUCAGAUGGGGUUUAGUUACACCAGUGCUUAAAGGAGUUGAUAGAUUGCCUUUGAGAUACAACAUUGUAAUAUCAUACCAAAAAAUUAAAACUAAUUCACAAUAUAAAUAAUUUUAUAAAGCAGAGGGAAAACAGGUAAAUGUCCAGCACAGUAUACAAUGAUCCCCCCCCAAAAAAUGGUAUUCUUAAGGGCCUGCCAGAAUAAAAAGGAAAGACAGCAAAGGGAGUCCUGGGCUAACUUCUUUGGGAAAACUUCUUAUGACUAUUAUUUUCCUGAAAUUCAGAUUUUAAAAAAUGAAUACCUAGUUUCUAAAUUAGACUAUUCACACUGUAACUCAACAGUAGACCCUAGAAUCAUUAAAAUAUUUACAUAAGAUCUAUUUAUCUUUUAAAAUAUAUAUUUAUUAUUAUUAGAGUUGAUAUUGUAACAUAUUACUGUAUAUACACUUCUUAACUUUGGAGGGUGGUCUCACUUUGCUGUGAAGUUUGGCCUGGAAUAAUGUUAUCUUUGGGUUUGGAUUGUUACUUCAGACUUUCUAUUCAUCAGUUUCACAGGACCCCCCCCCCUUUUUUUUUUCUUGGUGUCAUGAUUUUUAGGCCUGUCCCUGGGGUUAAUUGAGGGUGCUGAUUCCGAACAUUGCAAUAGACAGAGUGCAUCAGCUCUAGUUUCUUAGAUAUGGUUAUCAUGAUUUUCUAUGGGUGACCAGAUGGAGAUUGGUAGAAUCAUAAAAUUAUAGAAUUGAAGGAGACCACAGCCCAACUCCCUGCCAUGCCAAGCACCACCAAAGCCCCUGACAUGUGGCCAUCCAGCCUCUGUUUAAAAGCCUCCAAAGAAGGAGCUUCCAUCACACUCCAAGGCAGAGAGUUGCACUGUUGAACAGCUCUCAUGGUCUUCUUAAUGUUCAGGUGGAAUUUCCUUUUCUGUCAUUUGAACUCAUUGCUUCAAGUUCUAAUCUACAGAGCAGCAGAAAACAAGGUAUGUGUUCUGCAUCUCAAAAAUGAGAGCCAAUAGGAGAUAAUUGUGCCAUUGUUGGAAUCAGCAGGUUAAAUAUAUCCAGAAACAGGACCAACAUUUGAGGCACCAAAAUAUGUUUUGGCCAAUGUUAUCGAUAUUUGAUUGGAAGAGCAGUAUAUAACUACUGGUGUUAAUGAAACAAUGGGAUGACAUCUCUGAAGAAACAAAACCAGUUGCCAUUGUUUGUCCAUAAAUCAUAUUAGGAAUAGGGAGGGGGCAGCUUUCACUGUUAAAUAAUCAAAAUCCUUUCAGAAUUGAUUAGGAUUAAAAAAUAGUGUACUGUAUUAGUAAGACUUCUCAUCUUCCUUUUACAGGUAAUUUGCAAGGACUAAAGACAUGAGCAACCUCACUUCCAUGCCAACUCUUCUGCUGCUCCAAUUCUCAGACAUCCGAGUGCUGCAGAUUUUUCACUUCUUCAUUUUCCUAGCUCUUUAUCUAAUGGCAGUAAUAGGCAAUCUUCUCAUUAUCAUUGCAAUUGUCUUUGACCACCACUUACACACUCCUAUGUACUUCUUCUUAUUCAAUUUGGCCACGAUUGACCUUGGAACAAUUUCAGUGAUUGUGCCAAAGUUGAUGGCCAUGUCUCUCAAGGGUGAUAGGUCAAUUUCUCACUAUGGGUGUGCUGCUCAAGUUUUCUUUUAUUUAUUUUUUGCGUCACUGGAUCUAGUUGUGCUCACUGUAAUGGCACAUGAUCGCUAUAUUGCAAUCUGCAACCCACUCCACUAUGAGAGAAUCAUGCACAAGGAAGCCUGCCUUCAGAUGGUAGCUAUUGGGUGGGCUACUAGUCUUUUGUAUGCUACUUUACACACUGGUGGCACCUUUGCAAUCACUUUCUGUUCUAAUAUGAUCAGCCAGUUUUUCUGUGAAAUCCCCCAGUUACUAAAACUCUCCUGUUCUCGCAUUUAUCUAGUGGAAGUUGGGCUUCUCAUUGUAAGUUGUGGUAUGACAGUAGGAUGCUUUAUUUUUAUUACUGUGACAUAUGUUCAAGUCUUUACCACGGUGCUUCGAAUUCCUUCUGUUCACAGACAGAAAAAAGCGCUUUCAACUUGCCUUCCUCAUCUCACUGUUGUCUCCAUGUUGGUCUUCUGUGGCCUCUUUGCCUAUGCAAAGCCUCCCACUGGUACCUCGUCUAAACUUGAUUUAGCGUUCGCUGUGGUAUAUACUAUACUUCCUCCCAUGCUGAAUCCAUUUGUUUACAGCAUGAGAAACAAGGAGAUCAAGACUGCUCUGUGGAAACUGUUAGAUUUUGCGAUAUCAUCUAAAAGCAUAUUAAAAAUUGUUCUAUAAGAAAAACAUUUUUAUGAUUUUGUCAAUGAAUUAUCACUUAAGCUGAUGAUAAAGCCACUUUGGAAUAUAGCACACAGGCACUAUUUUUUAUCCAACUCUCUUUUCUCAGUAUGAGUUUUUAUUUGCAUCAUUUUCCUGCUGUAUGGGUUAGAUGUAAGCAAUAUCACUCACAUUAAUUGAGACAGGAAAUAUUUUGGGAUGUUUCCAGAUUCUUAAAAAAAACUUACAUUUCAUAGAUUAUGAUCAAUCAGAAUCGUGUAUAUAAUGGUGGAACAAUCUUGUUCUUUGCUAGCUCAGUCUAAAUCCAAAGCAGAGAGGCAGUGCUAUAUCAAAUGUCUGCAGAGCCAGCAUGGU
Anolis carolinensis (green anole) is the source of this 3181-nucleotide messenger RNA. RefSeq names its product olfactory receptor 14A16-like. The coding region runs from base 1877 to 2827 and encodes 316 amino acids. Lineage: Eukaryota; Metazoa; Chordata; Lepidosauria; Squamata; Anolidae. Gene Ontology annotation, cellular component: membrane. Gene Ontology annotation, molecular function: G protein-coupled receptor activity; odorant binding; olfactory receptor activity. Gene Ontology annotation, biological process: G protein-coupled receptor signaling pathway. The record is from RefSeq and is a predicted model, not a curated record. The transcript has a single exon.